UGCUUCGAUGGUGCUCUCCUCUAAACGGCACACAGUGUGCGAAAUCGCUUCGAUCUCGCUGCUCGAUUGUUGAGUUGCACGGCGAUGCCAACAGUUGGUUGCCAGCGCUGCACUCGAAACGUAUUUUCCGCCCGACCACAAAGCUCCGGAAAAGCACAAACACAAAUCAAAGAAAAAGAAAGAGUCGCGAAGGGAAUCGGGAUAAAAAAAUCGGAAUAAAUCAAAAAGGAAACAUGGUGGUGGACAUUAAGAUGUGCCGUUUUGAUAAUGUGCCCUGGGGCUUUCGACUCGUGGGCGGGGCCGACUAUGACUAUCCGCUGACGGUGGUUAAGGUCACCGAAGGCAGCAUUGCUGACGAGGCUGGACUGCGGGUCGAGGACAUCAUUGUGCGCAUCAAUGACACGGCUGCCACGCCCCUUACCCACGAUGAGGCCCACCGCCUUAUUAUGAACAGCGGCAGCGUCUUCUAUUUCGGCGUCUACCGGGACAACGAGGAGGACGCUUACGAGGUCCUGAAGAAGUUUCCCACGAGCGAGGGUUCGUUGACCAUGUCACCAACGCAAUAUAUUUCUCCGUCACCGACUCCUCCAAUGCUGUCCCAGCUGACGGAAGCCACAAAUGCCCGAGCUCCGGAACCGGAGCCAUUCGUCCCGCCUGCCCGGGAAUUCGUUCCUAUUACGGUGCCCACUGUGGACGUGGACGUACUGGAGGAAUGUCGCCAAGCCGUGUCGGAAGUGCAUUCGGAAGACAAUCGCGGGGAUGUAUAUGCAGCAGGACCAGGACCAGGACCCGGACCAGCUGAGGCAGAAGAAGUCGUUCCCGUCGUCGACGGUCUGUACUUGCCCGAUUUGCCCGAUCGCCCGUGCUCGGCGCUGUCCGAAAGGCAGGAAAUUAAGCUGGUGGAGGAGGAAAUUGCAGCCGUGCUGUCUGGCGAGUCGGAGGUGCUCAAGGAGCACAAUGUCCUCGGCGUCAAUUUCUAUAGGAUCUUCCCCAAGCCGGGCGUCUGCAUGUCCAGCGAUGUCCUCCGCUCCCUCAACGAGGAGGUGACCAAGACGAAACUGGAGAAGGACAAGGAGAACCGUCAAUGGUCCACCUUCCUCCAACGUCCCAAUCGACCAGUUCCCAAGAGCAAGCAAUCGCUGGAGGCGGAACGGCAUGCGGCAAAUGCCUACAAGGUGACGAUAGUCAAGUCGGCGCCACGGGAAAAAUCACCCAUGCCGGAAGCUAAACCGGCGCCAAAGGAAACCACACCACCCAAAGAAGAGGUAAAGCAGGAGGAACCAGUGCCGGAGGAGCAGCAGCAGCAGCAGCCCGAACCAGAGCCCGAGAAGGAAGAUGAACCAUUGCCCACGGACAGCGAAGUGCCAAAUUUGGAGCAACUCCCUGAGAGCGAAGUGCCAGACGAACAGCCGGAGAAAUCCGAUGAGCCCAAGGAGGUGUGCGAUGCGGAAGUGGUCCCAUCAGAGACGGGCUCACCCGGCGGGCCCGAAGCCACCGAGGUUCCUGCAGCAAUAACUCCUCCAGCUGAGCCCGGUACUCCACCCAAAACCGACGAGGAAUUGGCCCUGGAACGCCAGUUGGCAGAUGUGCAAAGACAGCUGGCUGCCCUCUCGUCACUGCCCUCCACCAUACAGUCCACCCUGGAUGCGGUGACCAAGCAGCUGGCCGAAUUGCUGCCCACCUUUAAGCUGCAGCAGGAGAAGCAGUUGCUGCCACAAAUCGAUGAAAACCAUGGCAACGGGGAGGGCGAGGAAACCACUACCAACACCGCAGGCGAAACGGAGGAUGCAGGCAAGGACAUAUCCAUAUCUGGGACUGACAACCCACUGGGGCCAUGUGAGAAUAAUGAGGAUAGAUGCGAUGCCAAUGACCGGGAAGUGGCGGAAAUAUCGCGCUCCACUGACGACAAUCGCCUGGCCAAGGACAAGAAUAAGGACGUAGAGAAUGGGCAGGUACGGCAGGAGCAGGAGAAGGAGCAGGAGCCGUUGUCCGAGGAGCAAAGCUUCAAGAAGCAGAAGAGACACGAUGUCAUUGAGGAACUCGAGGAGCAUUUGGUGCGCAAAAACAAUCCCCGGCGGUCGAAGCGGGCCUUUGGGCCAUUGGUCCCAUCCUCGGAACGCCCGUUGGUCCUACCCGGCGGUCGGCGUUGGUACCGUCCCAAGGAUGCCUACAACGAUGAGUUCAUUGCCGAGACCCUGAGCGCCCAGGCGGAGCUCAUCACGGGCAGCACUCUCGGGGUCAACUUCAUGAAGUACCAGAAGCCGGAGCGCAAAAUCGAUCUGAAUCGCAGCGAGGUGUACAAGUAUCUCAAUCCGCAUCUGGACAGGGCGCCCGUGCGUGGCAUUGAGGUGCGUGCUCCUCUGGUGGCCGCCGAGUCCGACAUUCGCCAGUCAUUGCAAUCGUAGGAAUGAUGUACCACCCGGAAUGUUCAACAACAACGCCCCCAAUCUCAAGCCAAUCCCAUAAUUACACAGGGGGAAAAAACUAUAACAUUAAGAUAGUUGAUGGCAAAAGUUCUAAGAUUUGGCAGAGGAGUGUUUAACGUUUUGAUAAGUUUGUGCAACCUUACAAGAAGCAAAUCCUUAUUUUAAUCAAUGAGUUUUGGUUUCAUUACUUUAAGUGUAUUUUGUGGAAGCCAAUUUCUGUAUUAUUUGCUCAAAUCAAGAUUUUUUUGCCAUGAAUUAAUAGCCAAUCAAUCAUCACUUAAGAAGCGGCUAUAAAUAAUAAAUGAGAUAAGUGCAUGGCAGACGUAAACGGAGAACAAUAUUUGUGUGCCUUUAAUAUUAUCCCAGCUUAAUGUUGAGGCCAAAUUUAAAAACAUUUUAUCUUCAUUUAAAUAAACUUGAAAACGCUUCUCUGCUAAGUUUUAGUUUGCCAAAUAAACGACAUAGCCCAGAGUAGAGAAAUACAUUUCUGUUAAAAUAUAUAUAAAACCA
This is a messenger RNA of Drosophila eugracilis, 2936 nucleotides long. It is a transcript of the gene Zasp67, whose product is annotated as titin. Lineage: Eukaryota; Metazoa; Arthropoda; Insecta; Diptera; Drosophilidae. The record is from RefSeq and is a predicted model, not a curated record. Gene Ontology annotation, cellular component: stress fiber; Z disc; adherens junction. Bases 234 to 2405 code for a protein of 723 amino acids. The transcript has 8 exons. Gene Ontology annotation, molecular function: actin binding; muscle alpha-actinin binding. Gene Ontology annotation, biological process: actin cytoskeleton organization; muscle structure development.